AUGAUCGAUGCAUUCAUGAGCGCCAGUCGCGCAACUUCCAGCGAGCAUCUUGCUCUUCAACCACCGUCGCUGAACUCUCCUACAGACAUCUCAUCAGUAGACACAGAACUUCAAAGAUCAAUGCGGAACGUCAUGAAGCUGAGAAGAGGUCUUAAUCUGCCCGUAUCGGGAGAGCAGAGUAGCAAAGAACAGCUCGAGCAUAUGAUAAGAAGAAUGGACAACGAAAUUCAGUCUCUUUCGGAAGAAGUUGCGCGUUCAGAAAGAGAACAGUACCAGCAUCGAUCGCUCCUUGACGUCGCCGAUAAGGAAAAAGAACUAGAACUGGCUUCCCGCCAAUUUGCGAAUCCUACAGCAGAUCCUGCCGACGCAGCUGAAGCCAGUAGGAAAUGUGAGCGACUUCGGAACGAGCUCAAACAAGCGAAGCUCUUCAACAACUCCAAAGUAGCGCAAAACAUGUAUGAUGAGAAGCGGAUAGAAGGCUUGGUCGAGCAAAUUCGACAAAAAGAAGAGUGCAAAAGGAGGCUUUUGUCUGUUUUAGGGAGGAAAUCUCUAAUCAUGCCUCUUUCGCUUUUCGGUGGACCGAAGCUGGAAGACAUCCUGCUGACACUAAGAAUGCAGGAAAAAACACUUGAGCGCGAAGCCAAACGAGCAGAAAAGGAACACAACGCGCUGAAAGCAAAAGUGAAGAAAGCUAUCGCAGAAAAGCGUAUUGAAUUCGCCCAGAUUCACGCUGAAUCUGCCGUCCGCAAGCGCAACGAAGCUCUCAACUAUCUUCGUCUUGCAUCGAGGAUGAACGCAGUCGGCAGCAAGAUCAAGUCCGCGCAGAACAUGCAGAAAGUGACAAGAGAACUGGGUACAACAACCAAGAGCCUUGAAAAAGUCAUGAAAACCAUGAACCUCGAAAAGAUCACUGCGACGAUGGACAAAUUCGAGACGCAAUUCGAGAACCUUGAUGUCGUCACUUCAACGAUGGAGAGCUCUAUGGAAGGUGCUAUGGCUACAGGAGGGCAGACAGCGCAAGUUGACGAUCUUAUCGCCCAAGUCGCUGGUGAAAAUGGACUCGAACAAGAGCUUGAACUGCUCAAAGCUCCAGAAGCGAACAAAUCUGUCGCCGCUCCAGCAGCCCAAGAAGCAGAUGACAUCAAUGCACGCCUUCAAGCUCUUCGAAAUUAA
Oikopleura dioica is the source of this 1173-nucleotide messenger RNA. The record is from the annotation of a GenBank genome assembly. Lineage: Eukaryota; Metazoa; Chordata; Appendicularia; Copelata; Oikopleuridae.